AUCACGUGAUCAUUUUCCACUCCGAAUGACCGAAGCAGGAUCAAUGUUACCCGAUUUCGCAAUGGUUUCUUCUGAAGAAGAGUGUAUUGCGUUGGCAAGCUCGUAUAAAGAAACGAGUGAAGGUUCACCAUCAUGCCUACCCGACUGGGACGGUGAGAUAUGCUGGCCCUUAACAACGGCUAGUCAAGAGGUCGAAAUGGAUUGUCCAGAUAAACCAUGGAUAGAUGCGUCAAAAUCAUUUUACAGGGCGUGUAGCUCCAACGGGACGUGGGCGGGGCCUGGACAGUACUCGGAUUGUUUUCUCGACAGUCUCGUCACCAACCCGACGUUGUAUCUUGCCAACAUCUCAGACGCACAGCUACGGUUUUUUGAGCGGAUGGUCGCUAGUAGUCGCAUCCUGGCUAUCGUGGGGAACUCAAUCUCAUGGAUCAGUCUCCUCGUCGCUCUCUGCAUAUUCCUUCACUUUAGGAGCCUCAACUGUAAUCGGACCAAGAUUCACAAACAUCUCUUUGUCUCCCUGCUCAUACGUCUCACGAUCGAAGUCAUCUUUGCUAUCGAUCGCCACUACAGUAUCGAACCCGGUCACAGAUUCAAUACCAACACGCUACGAUUUCAGCCCAUAUUGUGUGAAAUAUUCGAAGUGUUGCGUGAAUACGGACGGUUUUGUGCCUUUGCUUGGAUGUUUAUAGAAGGAAUGUAUCUCAAUUCGCUAAUCUCCAUUGCUGUCUUCGGCAAACCCAAGUUCCUUCUUUAUUAUCUCAUCGGCUGGGUAUUUCCUAUUCCCUUUGUAAGUGCUUGGGCUAUUGCAAUGGAAAUGACGAAUGGUAGUCGGUGCUGGUAUCCGCAUGUCAAUUCAUUAUUCUUUAAAGGUCUCAUUGAAAUUCCAAGAAAUAUUCUUCUUGCCAUCAAUGCCAUCUUUCUCAUAAACAUUGUUCGGGUUUUGGUCACCAAAUUACGAGAGAGUAAUUCAGGAGAAGUUCAACAAGUAAGAAAAGCUGUAAAGGCUGCCAUUGUUUUACUGCCCCUACUGGGGAUAGUCAACCUGUUAUGGGUCCUCCCCGAAGCUACGGCCAAGGAUAGCAGGGCAAUCAUCGUCAUCUGUCUCUUCAUCUUUAGAUUCUUCGCCGAGUUUCAGGGAUUUUUCGUCGCUUUACUUUACUGCUUCUUAAAUCAAGAGGUUCGGGUGGUUUUGAGAAGGAAAUGGUCGACGUGGAGGAAUUACCGUGAUCCGACAACGAGACGGACGUCGAUGCUUACCUCAACGUCAGAUAUUCAUUCGACAAGAGGAACGAAACCGCGAAUGGGUGGCGGAGGGUUCGAAUACAUUACAGUCACGGUCUGAGAUGAAGACUAUCUAUACAGAGGCCGAAUAACGUGCGAAGAACGACACGACACGUCACGAAUGCAUUUCCAAACUUGAGAGCUACAAAGCGGCGUCAUCAGGGAUUUGUCCAUCUGGUGUCUUACAUGAAGCCAAUAAAAGAUGAAAAAAAAACUUCUAAAACAGGAGGAAACUUGGGUGCAACGUUUCGUUUGAUUAUCACAAUGCUAUGUUCAAACCUAAUUUCAAAAUAUCGACUGCAAGGCGUUGUUGAAAACGGCAUGUUAUAUUUUAAAAUUGAGAAGAAACUGAGUACAUCAUUUUUCUGCUGACAAAGACAUGAAAGAGGAGAUAUGUGACAUCGCAACGACACCAUCCGGACUUGCGGGAAUCUAAACCUUCGCUUUGAAAGUGUUACAAAAAAGCACACGUGUGCCCGUCAUUAUAAUCAGUUCAUAACAUUUAUUGCACAUUCAUUUAUUUAUUCAGAGUUCAAAUAUACAUGUAUGUGUGUGUCCCCAUAGUAUGUGUGCAUUUAUACGUAUGUGUGGUUAUUAAGUGGCCAUUGAAACGGCCCCAAUUGUGAACACAGAAAUAAAAGGAAGAUUGUGAAAGUCUAUAUUUCUGUGUGUUGGGCACAAGAGGGUAGGCGAAUACAUGAGAAAGCGAAAAGGUAACACUAUUAGCGAGAGGCAACAUGUAAUCUCUAGGCGUCUUUAAUGUUUUUGGAUCACCCCAAAAUAUUCAUGGGCAAUUUGGCCUUAAUCAAGUUAUUGGCCUAUCUAUCACAUGCACCGUAAUGUAUUUGGAAAUGAUCGACAAUAAAUGCAGGUGUCAAUAUUGGCUAGACUAUGUCAUUUAUUGGUAAUUGAUUUUGCCUCCCAUUCAUGCCGAAAUAAGACAGACUCAUCACUU
This is a messenger RNA of Lytechinus variegatus (green sea urchin), 2236 nucleotides long. Its product is annotated as PDF receptor-like. The transcript is spliced from 12 exons. The record is from RefSeq and is a predicted model, not a curated record. The coding region runs from base 26 to 1342 and encodes 438 amino acids. Gene Ontology annotation, cellular component: plasma membrane. Gene Ontology annotation, molecular function: G protein-coupled peptide receptor activity. Gene Ontology annotation, biological process: cell surface receptor signaling pathway; adenylate cyclase-modulating G protein-coupled receptor signaling pathway. Lineage: Eukaryota; Metazoa; Echinodermata; Echinoidea; Temnopleuroida; Toxopneustidae.